GGGUUCAUCUGUGCACAUCUAAGUCUCCACCCAGGACCCUUCAUUUAAGGGCCAGGUGCCAAAGCCCAGAACUAAUCGAUUAACCGGGGCCAAGGGAGAGGGUUCUGCCUCGGGUAUGGUGCCGAUGGGAUAUUUGUGCCUCCCUCCUUGCUCUGGCUCAGAGUGGCCUUAAAAGCACUUAAAAGGGAAAAAGGGGGCCCUUUGCUGGUACCCCAUUUCUGUGUGGCAGAGAGGAGGAUACAGUUCUCAUUCUCAGCCUCUCCAAGCCCUAUGGGCACCACAUUGUCCUUGGGACUUUGGGGUUGACAAAAAAAGAAAGUUCCAGUUCUAAUCUGGGUACAACUGCCUAUCCCUGCAUGUCUGUCACAGGACACCCCACUCCCCCGCUCCUCCCCCACCGCCAGUCUCCCUUUUCUGCAAGGCAGGGUUGGGGAAGACAAAGCUGUCUCCCAAGGCCCUGUGCACCUUGCUUCUAGUCUUUGGUGGUUUAACAUGCCUAGCAGCCUCUCCCUCUUUGAGGUGGGGACUUUGUCUCAGCUCCUGGGGAGGCUCUUAGUGUGUAUGAGACACUGAGAGUCCCAGGAUGUGUGAACCCCAGCUGGGGAGACCCAUCUGGCUGGUGGGCCUGGACAUCAAGUAUUACAUCGUGGGAACCUCUCCUCACCGAGGCCACAGGACCAGCCAGCCCAUUCCCCUCCACUUCAGCCGUGGCCACAUACCCCAUGGGACCCUCCCUGAGACUGAUGGAGGGCUAUGGACCCCGUGCUGAAGGCCAUCAAGGAAGGGGAUGAAGAAGCCUUGAAGGCCAUGAUCCAGGAUGGGAAGAAUCUUGCAGAGCCCAACAAGGAGGGCUGGCUGCCGCUUCACGAGGCUGCCUACUAUGGCAAGCUGGGCUGCCUGAAAGUCCUGCAACGAGCUUACCCAGGGACCAUUGACCAGCGUACACUGCAGGAAGAGACAGCACUAUACCUGGCUACGUGCAGAGAACACCUGGACUGCCUCCUGUCCCUGCUCCAGGCGGGGGCAGAGCCUGACAUCUCUAACAAAUCCAGGGAGACCCCACUUUACAAAGCCUGUGAGCGCAAGAACGCGGAGGCCGUGAGGAUAUUGGUGCAAUACAAUGCAGACGCCAACCACCGCUGCAACAGGGGCUGGACGGCCCUGCAUGAGUCUGUCUCACGCAAUGACCUGGAGGUCAUGGAGAUCCUAGUGAGCGGCGGGGCCAAGGUGGAAGCCAAGAACGUCUACAGCAUUACCCCCUUGUUUGUGGCUGCCCAGAGCGGGCAGCUGGAGGCCCUGAGGUUCCUGGCCAAGCAUGGUGCAGACAUCAACACGCAGGCCAGCGACAGCGCGUCCGCCCUCUACGAGGCCUGCAAGAACGAGCAUGAAGACGUGGUGGAGUUUCUUCUCUCGCAGGGCGCCGACGCUAACAAAGCCAACAAGGACGGCUUGCUUCCACUGCACGUUGCCUCCAAGAAGGGCAAUUAUAGAAUAGUGCAGAUGCUGUUGCCUGUGACCAGCCGCACGCGCGUGCGCCGUAGCGGCAUCAGCCCGCUGCACCUGGCGGCCGAGCGCAACCACGACGCGGUGCUGGAGGCGCUGCUGGCCGCGCGCUUCGACGUGAACACGCCUCUGGCUCCCGAGCGCGCGCGCCUCUACGAGGACCGCCGCACUUCAGCGCUCUACUUCGCCGUGGUCAACAACAAUGUGUACGCCACGGAGUUGUUGCUGCUGGCGGGCGCCGACCCCAACCGCGACGUCAUCAGCCCCCUGCUCGUGGCCAUCCGCCACGGCUGCCUGCGCACCAUGCAGCUGCUGUUGGACCAUGGUGCAAACAUCGACGCCUACAUCGCCACUCACCCCACUGCCUUCCCGGCCACCAUCAUGUUUGCCAUGAAGUGCCUUUCGUUACUCAAGUUCCUCAUGGACCUCGGUUGCGAUGGCGAGCCCUGCUUUUCCUGCCUGUAUGGCAACGGGCCACACCCACCUGCCCCACGAUCCGGCCGCUUCAACGACGCGCCCGUGGACGACAAGGCACCCAGCGUGGUGCAGUUCUGUGAGUUCCUGUCGGCCCCGGAAGUGAGCCGCUGGGCGGGACCCAUCAUCGAUGUCCUUCUGGACUAUGUCGGCAACGUGCAGCUGUGCUCCCGGCUGAAGGAGCACAUCGACAGCUUUGAGGACUGGGCUGUCAUCAAGGAGAAGGCAGGUAGGGCUGUGACUGCUGCUACCAGCAUAUCUUCUGCCCCACAGAGACCCAGACCUCAGGCAGUGCGACCCGUACCUGCACAGGCUGUGCGUGGCCGUGCUACGCAGUAUUCUCGCAAUGUGUUGAUCCUUCCCCUGGGAUGGUAGCCACAGGGCCUCAGAGAGAUCAUGUCAUCUGGGCCACAGUCGUGUAGCUAGGAGGUUGCAGGCUGGGUACCACCCAGGUCUGAUCGCAUGUUAGUCCCUACAUCAAUUGGUUUGACGUAAUCCUGGCAUCCCGAAGGAACUCUGGAUCAACUGCCUGCAUUUUGGGGUUGCUGACAUAUGGGGGCACCUGAGGAGUGGAACGGCAGGCGGAGGAGUGGAGGGUGACCUAGGGUAUUUGCCACUGAGGAAUGCUCAUGAAGCACCCAGAUCUCACCCAGAGGACAGCUCCUGACUCCACAGGGCCACGCAGAUCUGGAGUCUGUGUCCCCACCGGAGCAGCCCAAGCCCUUGUAGCCUUUGUAGGGACACUCAAGGUGGCUGUGAGGAUGGACUGUCACCCCUGAACAGAGGAAGAAGGCAGGCUCACCACCCAAACCCUUCCAGCCCUCGGAAGGUGAAGCCUAGCUAGCUUGAGCCCUAACUACUACAGGAUCUUCCCCUGGCAGGGAUCAGGGUGAACAGUUCUCAGUUGAUGCCUUUGACUAAGUUAGUGGGCAGCAGCAGGGGACGGUUGUUGUCUGUGUACCACCCACUCCGGCACUGCUCUAUUCUUCACUAACAGAUCAGUCAUUGGCUGCUGCUACCACGGUCCCUGGCCACUAGAGGGUGGAGAAGUCCACGCCCAAAUGUGGGCCCCACCGUUCUGUCUUUGCUCCUGCUCUUUUUAGAAAGGGGUCACCUCUCACAAGUAGACUCCCUCCCAAGGACAGAGAACUGUAGUAAGUACUUGUGAACAGAUGAUACACCGUUCUGAAGCCUGCCUUGAUUACUUUAAGGCAGAGGUUUUCAAGCUUCCUCAUGCUGCGACCCUUCAAUACAGUUCCUCAUGUCGGGGUGACCCCCCACCCAUAAACUUAUUUGUACAGCUACUUCCUAGCUUUGGUUUUGCUGCUGUUAGGAAUCAACCCACAGGUUGAGAACUGCUUUAAAGUCACCCUCCUCUGGCCAGCUCCCCAGCUUCUAGGUGCUCAGAAGAUGACAUUAUCAUUCCGGGGAGAAAGCAGGCUAGCCAGUCCCCAGGUUCUCUGUGUCUUGUGCCACAUAGCAGUGGUCUUUACUUCCCUCCCCUCAGUAAAGGGCCUUCCUGGAGCAAGGCUGAGGCCUCCUGCCCUGAGUGGCAGGGACAGAAACACCAGGGUUGUGGGUGUGCGAUUGGGGGUGUGGUCUCCUGUGCUCUCCUGUGGGUAUGGGAUUGGGGAUGUGGCCUCCUCUGCUCUCCUGUGGAUGUGGGAUUGGAGGUGUGGCCUCCUCUGCUCUCCUGUGGGUGUGGGACUAGGGGUAUGGUCUCCUCUGCUCUCCUGUGAGUGUGUGAUUGGGGGUGUGGCCUUCUCUGCUCUCCUGUGGCUGUAGGAUUGGGUGUGUGGUCUCCUCUGCUCUCCACUCUAUUUUGCUUUCCUCUCACUUCCUUGCCAGUGGCCUCUUUUUUUUUUUUUUUUUUUUUUGGUUCUUUUUUUUCGGAGCUGGGGACCGAACCCAGGGCCUUGCGCUUCCUAGGUAAGCGCUCUAACCACUGAGCUAAAUCCCCAGCCCCGCCAGUGGCCUCUUAAGCUAGGCAGGCACUUGCCAUCUUCCUCACUGGGAAUGCAUUGGCCUCAGUCCCUCACCAGGAACAUUCCUCAUGGCUCCUCUCUACAUCCUCCAGAUGGCCCCUCUGCAUCUGUGGUCCAGCAUGUGUUUUUUGAAUGGACUGAUGGAUGGACGGAUGGACAGAUGGAUAGAUGUGUAAAUGAAUGGCAGCAUGUUUUAGUUUGACAAACUACUUCCUGUGCCCAAAUAAAUUACCCUAUUUCCGAA
Messenger RNA from Rattus norvegicus (Norway rat), 4206 nucleotides. RefSeq names its product ankyrin repeat and SOCS box-containing 2 (gene Asb2). Gene Ontology annotation, cellular component: stress fiber; cytoplasm; Z disc. The record is from RefSeq and is a predicted model, not a curated record. Lineage: Eukaryota; Metazoa; Chordata; Mammalia; Rodentia; Muridae. Gene Ontology annotation, biological process: protein ubiquitination; intracellular signal transduction; proteasome-mediated ubiquitin-dependent protein catabolic process.